Saccoglossus kowalevskii is the source of this 2069-nucleotide messenger RNA. RefSeq names its product BMP-binding endothelial regulator protein-like. Lineage: Eukaryota; Metazoa; Hemichordata; Enteropneusta; Harrimaniidae. The record is from RefSeq and is a predicted model, not a curated record.
AUGUAUAUCGCCGGGAGAGGUUAUGAAACACACGUACUUGCUGUAAACGAGAAGAUCGUCAUCAACUCUCCAAAUUUUCCAGACGAAUCCGAUAACGACUUCGACUGCGAGUGGACAAUCGAAACGGUCGCUGACGCUGUUCUACAUGUCACGUUCAACAGCUUCAAUACUGAGACUGGAUUCGACCGACUGUACUACCAAGAUUUGCUAGGAAAAAAUAGUGUAUUUCAAGGAGACAGUAUACCGGAGCCGUUUACUUCAUCGACCGACCACAGCGGAGGUGUAUUCGGCGAUCCAAUAGACACUGUUGAUGGGAAAGUGAAAACAAGGACCGCCUCGUUCAAUGUCACUGUUGGUAAUGAAUAUGCAAAUGUGGAUGGGCUUGAUAUAGUUACAGGAUUCUAUGAAAAUGCAGUGUACGCAGAAAAGGCAAUCGUGAUUGAGGAAGGAGACAAAAUGAUUACACCGACUUUUACAUCCAGGGAGACGACAUUCACUCUGAAAUGGACAUUAAAAAGACACGUGCUGAAUGUUUCUUUCUUUGGUUCUGAUUACAUGGGUCACAUGUGCGGACUUCUGGGAAACGCCGAUGGUGAUACAGAUAACGAUUUCAUGAAACCCGAUGGAACUGUCGUUGGUGACGCAGACGAAUUUGGAGAGAGCUGGAAAGUGAAGCAAAACGAUGGAACUAAUAAUACGACGGAGUUUUGUUUUCUAGGUGGUUUUGCAGCAGUAUUAUUUAACGGGGUAAUGAAGAUGCGUUUAUUGGUCAUCAUUUCAUUGGUUAGUCUGACUCUAGCUGCUCCGAAAGAUGUGAAAUCAAUUGGGAAGAGGUCAGGGUGUAACCAGAACUACAACAUCCCCGCUAACGGGGAGGUUGUAAUUACUUCACCGCAUUUUCCCGGAAAUUACAACAACAACGCUAAUUGUGUCUGGAUCAUCACUACCGAAAGCAAUGCGGUUUUCCGGGUGGAGUUUACACAUUUUGACGUUGAAGAUGAGUAUGACAGGCUUACUGUUUUUGAUGGAUCCAACAUGCUUCAAUCGUAUGACAAUUCGAACAAACCAGAAUCAUUUACAUCGACUCACUCAGAGAUAAAGUUCCACUUCACGUCAGAUUCGUCAUUUACUCUCUCAGGUUUCAGGGCGAUUAUUACAUCGCAACGAAGUGUAUUCGGAGAUCCGCACAUGACAACGUUCGAUGGACGACGAUAUAAUUUCCAGGGACUAUGCUGGUAUGUACUGGCAAAAGACUGCUCUAGUGCAACUCCCGAUUUUGAGAUUACAGCCAAGUUUGAGGUUAAGGAAGACAGCACUACCGAUGAAGUGAAAACCAGAACCGCAGCAUUCAAUGUCACAGUUGGUAAUGAAUAUGCAAACAUUGACAGGCUUGACGUAUUUACUGGAAGAAAUGACGGGAAAAUCGCUAUAGAUAAAAUUAUACAGACUGUCAAAGACAAUAAGACGAUAACAUUGAGUUUUGUCGUCAAGGAGACGAAAAUUACUCUGAAAUGGACAUUAACCAAGCAUGUGCUAAACUUAUCAAUAUUCGGCUCCGAGUAUUCGGGCAAGCUGUGUGGACUUAUGGGUAAUAACGAUGGUGAUAUGGAUAAUGAUUUCCAGAAACCUGACGGAUCCCUGACUGAUGAUGUUGACGACUUUGGAGAAAGCUGGAAAGUGAAUGAUAUAAGAUGUGACUAAAAUACGAUACUAUAUAUUAGACUGUGUGGAUUAAGAAUUACAUUAACGUAUAUUAAACGUUAUAUUUACUGGGAUCAUUUAUUUCAAAUUUUGGUUGAUAUACAAAUUUACUGUCAUAAUGACUUUUGCAAUCAUAGAAAUGUUGACAACACCCAGAAAGAAGUGACAGUUAUAUAAGAUAAUAGACUAUUUACGGGUUUUAGUGUCACGUGGUAUUAUUGUCCGAAUACUCCCAAUCAUUCGCCAUUUUGUCGGCAUUGUUCAAAGUUACUUGUUGUAAAAACUGCUAAGAUAGUUCUCAAGCGUGCAUUUGAUAUAGAACUAAAUAGUAAACAUUAAUCUCAUAGCAUUAAACACAUGGAAAUGAG